GCACCCUCAGGAAACACAGACCUAGGCCCGCACCGCUAUCUGCGGGAAGAGAAGCGCCAAGCGGGGCUUGCGACUGACCCAGCACGCCUCCUCCCUGCCAGGGAAAGAGGCGAACUAGGGAGGAAUGAGCCAGUUCCUCGGCCCGCCCCUGAGAGGGAGGCGGGGAGAGGGGCAGCGGCGGAGGAGGCGGGCUCCCCUUCCCCUUCCGCUGGCAGCCGUAGCCGUGCGCGAUGGCGAGCGGGGUCAUUAAAUGCAAGGCUGCUGUUGCCUGGGAGGCAGGUAAGCCUCUCUCUAUUGAGGAAGUGGAGGUUGCUCCACCAAAAGCCCAUGAAGUUCGCAUCAAGAUAGUUGCCACUGCUGUCUGUCACACUGAUGCCUAUACUCUGAGUGGUGCUGAUCCUGAAGGAUGUUUCCCUGUGAUCCUGGGACAUGAAGGAGCAGGAAUUGUAGAGAGUGUUGGCGAAGGAGUAACAAAAGUAAAGAAGGGGGACACUGUUAUCCCUCUAUACAUCCCUCAGUGUGGAGAGUGCAAGUUCUGUAAGAAUCCCAAAACAAACCUGUGCCAGAAGAUAAGAAUUACUCAAGGGAAAGGAGUCAUGCCUGAUGGUACCAGCAGAUUCACCUGCAAGGGAAAGCAGAUUUACCACUUCAUGGGGACCAGCACCUUCUCUGAGUACACCGUGGUGGCUGAUAUCUCGGUAGCCAAGAUAGACGCUGCAGCACCUCUGGAUAGAGUGUGCCUGCUGGGCUGUGGCAUCUCCACGGGCUAUGGGGCUGCUGUCAACACUGCUAAGGUGGAGCCUGGCUCUACAUGUGCCGUGUUUGGCUUGGGAGGAGUUGGGCUGGCGGUUAUUAUGGGCUGCAAAGUAGCAGGAGCAUCCCGGAUCAUUGGCAUCGACAUUAACAAGGAUAAGUAUGCCAAAGCCAAAGAGUUUGGAGCUACUGAGUGCAUUAGCCCCCACGACUCCAAGAAGCCCAUCCAGGAGGUUUUGGCUGAGAUGACUGAUGGUGGUGUGGACUACUCAUUUGAGUGCAUCGGAAAUGUCGGAGUCAUGAGGGCUGCCUUGGAAGCCUGCCACAAAGGCUGGGGAGUCAGUGUGAUAAUCGGAGUGGCUGCUGCUGGCCAGGAGAUCUCCACACGGCCAUUCCAGCUCGUAACUGGGCGGACAUGGAAAGGGACUGCGUUUGGAGGCUGGAAGAGUGUAGAAAGUGUACCGAAACUGGUGACUGAAUACAUGUCCAAAAAGAUCAAGGUUGAUGAAUUUGUGACUCACAUGCUGCCUUUUGACAAAAUUAAUGAGGCUUUUGAGCAGAUGCAUUCGGGAAAAAGCAUUCGAACUGUGCUAAAAUUUUAGAGCCAAAUGUGGACCUUCUAAUUGGCCAGCACCAUGCUAACUGCCUUUGUAUAAUGGAAUUUUUGAUAGAAGAUAGAAUCAAGCAACUGAAAACUCACUGGGACUAAGAAGGCUAUGUAUUUUAGGGUGAGCAUCCUGGGUAUUAAAUAAUAAUACAUUGUUAACUACUGAAUAGCAUAACAGAAUUAGUCCAGGUUAUGGAACUUCUGUUUCUCUACUCAUUCUUCAAAUUCAAUAGUGACUAACUCAAUCUACUUAAUAAAAGCUUAUUUCUAAA
This is a messenger RNA of Oenanthe melanoleuca, 1632 nucleotides long. Its product is annotated as alcohol dehydrogenase class-3. The transcript has 9 exons. The record is from RefSeq and is a predicted model, not a curated record. Lineage: Eukaryota; Metazoa; Chordata; Aves; Passeriformes; Muscicapidae. Gene Ontology annotation, cellular component: cytosol. Bases 231 to 1355 code for a protein of 374 amino acids. Gene Ontology annotation, biological process: formaldehyde catabolic process. Gene Ontology annotation, molecular function: S-(hydroxymethyl)glutathione dehydrogenase [NAD(P)+] activity; zinc ion binding.